AUGAUUUGGUAUUUAUUAUUUUUAAAAUUUAACAAUAGUAGUAAUGAAGCAUCUUUUGAAAUGGUUGAGAAAUUAAAUAUAAAUUUUAAACAAGAACAAAGUGAAUUCAAUAAUCAAUCUUUUUCAGAAAAAGCAAUAAAAAUAGCCAAAUCAGAUAAUGAAGAAGAGUCUUUAAUAAAACGACAAAAAAUAGAUGAAACAAGCAAAAUGAGUGGAGAAACCAUAACAGGAGAAUUAGAAGAACCGAUAACAUUGGAAGAAUUUAAUGAAAUUAUGAGAUUGGAAGGAUUAGAAGGAUUAAAAGAAAUAUUGAAACCGGAUGAAAUAAAAGAAAUAAUGAUAUUCGACGCAAAUAAUGAAAUGAUACAAUCAAAAGAUUUGGAAGAAAAAACAGGAUUUGAUGAACAAACACAAUUUAAUGAAUUAGAAAAAGCAGGAAGUACACAAAGUAUCAUUUUAUAUCCUCAUAUAACAGAAGAAACAUUUAGUUUUUUGGCAUUCUUUUGA
Hepatospora eriocheir is the source of this 507-nucleotide messenger RNA. The record is from the annotation of a GenBank genome assembly. NCBI's taxonomy places the organism in Eukaryota, Fungi, Microsporidia, Hepatosporidae.